AUGUCCAUGAGAGCGGUCCUAGUGACUCAGUAUGGUGGGCCAGAGGUUCUCAAACUGGAGAAUAUCCCAAUACCAACUCCCAAAGAUGGAGAGGUGCUGGUCCGAGUCCACUACUCUGGUGUCAAUCCUGUGGAUGCAUCAAUCAGGGAAGGAAUUCGCAGCAUCGGCAAAGAGCCACCUUUUGUCAGCGGUAGAGAUGCUGCUGGGGUUGUAGAGGUUGUAGGACCGGGGGUCACAGAAUAUAAAAAAGGUGACCGAGUGUACGUGGUUGCUGUUGUGUCUGGUACAUGCGCUGACUACACAGCUGUUCCUUUACGUAAUGUUGCCUUGCUGAGUGAUCGACUGACAUUUGCUCAGGGAGCAGCCAUUGGGAUACCAUAUUACACAGCGUACAAAGCUUUGUACACAUUAUGUCAAGCAAGACCUGGAGAAACUGUCCUCAUUCAUGGAGCCAGUGGAGGAGUGGGGAUAGCAGGUGUGCAGAUCGCUGUAGCAAAUGGGCAGAGAGUGUUGGGAACUGCUGGUAGUGAGGAGGGGCUAGAGCUGGUCAAGAAGUUGGGAGCUGACCAGGUGUUUAACCACAGGGAGGAAGGCUACACAGACAAGUUACUGGAAGCUACCGGUGGCAGAGGGGUGGAUGUGAUCCUAGAAAUGCUGGCAAAUGUCAACUUGGACACAGACCUGGAUCUGCUUGCCUUCAGGGGUCGGGUUGUG
Candidula unifasciata is the source of this 714-nucleotide messenger RNA. Lineage: Eukaryota; Metazoa; Mollusca; Gastropoda; Stylommatophora; Geomitridae. The record is from the annotation of a GenBank genome assembly.